UCUUUCUUUCUUUCUUUCUUUCUUUCUUUCUUUCUUUCUUCACCUCUCUCCAUCUCUUUCCACCUCUGUCCCCUAUCUCCACCUCUCUCCAUCUCCCUCCGUGUCUCUCUCCUCUGCCUGGCUCCACCACCCCAGUCCCAUGAUGUCCGUUCUGUCCCGGCUGCGCUCCCCGCGGCUCACCUUCCUGAUGACGCUGCUCUCCCUGGGGACGGGCAUCAUGGCCGUCCUCUCGCCCUUCUGGGUGGAGGGCUGCAUGAAGAAGCCCAAGCCUUUCUGCACGCCCGUCAAGCAGCUGCGCUGCAUCAAGGUGGAGGACCCCAGCAACGGCUCCAGCAACGCCCAGUUCUCCUGGGAGACCGGCGACGACAGCUUCGUCUUCCCCACCUUCCACUGGGGGCUCUGGAUCAGCUGCCAGGAGAACAUCAAGCUGGACAACGGAGAGGUGUGUCGUCACACCAUGAACCUGACUCCAGGAUCUGAGAGAGGCAUCCUGUGGUUAUCGGUGGCCAUGGAGAGCAUGUAUAUCGGGCUGCUGCUCCUCAGCUGUCUGCUGCUGCUGCUCCAGUUGUGUCUGUCCUCCUGGUGUCCCGCCGCUCACCGCUGGGGGCAGCUGCUCAAUGCUUACUCCGCACUUUUCACCGUGCUGGGAGGGCUGCUUGGUAUGGUGGCGCACAUGAUGUUUAUGCAGGUUUUCCAAGUCACUAUUUCCAUCGGGCCUGAGGACUUCAAACCGCACAGCUACGGCUAUUCCUGGGCUUUCUAUAUAGCAUGGCUGGGCUUCCUCUUCUGCAUGUCUACUGGCAUCUCCACCCUCAACAACUACACCAAGAAGGUGAUUAUGCGCGGCCCCAAGCACAAGACCACGCCGGCCGUCUACCCCUGCCGCAACUUCACCUUCCCCCCGCAGCCCCCCAAGUCCGCCGCCUCCGCCAAGAGCGCCCUCUACCACAGCCUCCCUCCCCCGCCCGCCGUGCCGCCUCCGUCGCCCCCCUCCCCCUGCCCCUGCCCCUCCCCACCCCUGUCGCCGCUCUCCCCGUACUACACCACCUCCUCUGGGGACGUGCUGACCGUGGUGCUCCCCGUGCACCAGCAGCGGGAGCUGGAGCUGCAGAUGCAUCAUGUCGGGCCAGGGCUACACCAUGCAGUACUCAGAGGAGGACUACAACCCCCUCUGACUGCACAGGAGAAGACGCCUGCAACCUCUCACAUCAGGGAAGCUAUAAGGGGGGCAAUCAUGUCGGGCCAGUGCUACGCCAUAGCGUACUCAGAGGAGGAGUACAGCCUGGACCCUCUCACAUUCACAACCACUGCCCCCUACUCACAGUUGAGCAGCCUGCUCACAACACAGCUACCGCCAGCCUGGACUGCAUACAAUGCCGUACAGAAAGCCAUCGCAGCAGCAAAGGGGAACACAGCCCAGACAUUCAGGCCCACCACGUCCUUGCUCCAGCCAAUUUAUCCAUACAGCUGA
Molecule: messenger RNA, 1471 nt
Organism: Engraulis encrasicolus (European anchovy)
Lineage: Eukaryota; Metazoa; Chordata; Actinopteri; Clupeiformes; Engraulidae
Product: germ cell-specific gene 1 protein-like
Exons: 7
Coding region: 140-1471 (443 amino acids)
Cellular component (GO): plasma membrane
Source: RefSeq, a predicted model, not a curated record